Apis laboriosa (Himalayan honeybee) is the source of this 3552-nucleotide messenger RNA. RefSeq names its product nucleolar protein 6 (gene Mat89Ba). Gene Ontology annotation, biological process: rRNA processing; tRNA export from nucleus. The transcript has 11 exons. The coding region runs from base 19 to 3459 and encodes 1146 amino acids. Lineage: Eukaryota; Metazoa; Arthropoda; Insecta; Hymenoptera; Apidae. Gene Ontology annotation, cellular component: CURI complex; small-subunit processome; UTP-C complex. The record is from RefSeq and is a predicted model, not a curated record.
AAUCAUUCUAAUAAUUUUAUGCUUGAAAAUAAUAAUCAUUCUGAAAAUGAAAACAAUGAAAUUGAUAGAAAUAAUUAUAGGGAUAAAGAAAAUGAAGAAAAAGAAAAAAUUAAAAAAAAUGGUCACUUAAUAUCUAAUAAAAAAAGAACGAAAAUUAUUGAUGAUUCUAUUGAUAUUUCAUUAAAAAAAAAAAGAAAAUUAGAUAAAAAUUUAUAUAAACCACCAACAGUAGAAGAACUAAAUCAACUUAGAGAAACAGAAAAUUUAUUUCAUUCCAACUUAUUUAGAUUGCAGAUAGAAGAAAUGUUAAAUGAAAUUAAAGUUAAAGAAAAAUAUAAACGUUUAUUUGAUAUUUGGUUUAAAAAUUUUAAGAAAAAUAUUGAAUCCAUAAAAGAAACAAAAGAAUAUAAAAUUUCAGAUCAAGAAUUGAAAAACAAAUUAAAUAUGCAUAUUCCAAUGCCAAAGGUACCAGAGGAAACAAAAGGAAUAUUUAAAUUUCUUAAGCCAUCGGAUAUUGCUAUUAUAGGAUCUUAUAUGUUUGAUGCUGCAAUUAGUCCAAAUUUCACUGUAGAUAUAAUGAUUGAAAUGCCAGCCAAAAUGUUUCAAAAACAAGACUAUCAAAAUUAUAGAUAUAUGAAAAAAAAAGCAAUAUAUUUGGCAUUCAUAGCAUUUAAUAUUACUGAUGAUAUUGCUGAAAGCAAAACAUUUAUGAAUGAUAGUUUAAGACCAUUUUUAAAAAUUGUACCAAAUGGAAAAUUAGGCACUAAAAUGAAUGUAUUUAUACAUAUAUCAGCUCAAGAAGGAAGUUUUAAAUUAAGUAGAUUUUUACCAGAAAAAAAUAAUGUUAGAUCUGAAUGGUUUUUUAAUGAGGAAAAAAUUACAGAAGAUUUACUUCCAACACCAUAUUACAAUUCUAUUAUUCUUCAUGAUUUAACUAUGAAAAUUCAUGCAGAAAAUAUGAAAAUAAUAAAAGAAUAUCCAAAUUUAAGAGAUGGCAUUAUUUUAUUGAAGAUAUGGUUGAUUCAACGUGGAUUAUCAAAAGGUUGUACAGCUUUUAAUGGAUAUGUAAUAACAAUGUUUAUUCUGUAUUUAUUAUCCAUAAAAAAGUUAAACACAUUUAUGAGUAGUUAUCAAAUAAUAAGGAAUGCAUGGAAUUAUUUAGUACAAGUUGAUUGGUGUGAAUCUGGAGUAACUGUGAAUCAAAAUGAAGAUAGUAAAAAUAGAAUUUUUAGCUAUCAUAAAUAUUAUGACUGUGUAUUUUUGGAUAGCACUGGUUAUUAUAAUAUUACUACACAUAUAUUUAAAUCUACAUAUAAAUGGAUACAAAAAGAAGCACAACUUUCUUUAAAUCAUUUGGAUAGUGCACAUGCAAAUAGUUUUCAAUCACUUUUUAUGAGAAAAGUACCAUUUUAUAUGGCAUUUGAUCAUUUUAUAUGGUUUGAGGAUCCACAAAUAUUAAAAAAUAUAGUAAGUGCUAAUUCAAGUAAUAAGGAUAAAUUAAAUUAUGGUCCAAAUUAUCGAAUCCAAAUAAUAAAAAUACUUUACAAUAUUUUUGAAAAAGGAUUGGCAAAUAGAAUCCAUCAAAUUUGUAUUUUACCAAAAGAAAUUUCAGAAUGGGAAUUUACAGAGGAUAAUUGCGACAAUAUUGGGAAGAUUUUUUUUGGAUUGGAAUUAAAUCCAGAACACUGUUUUAAUAUUGUUACUAAAGGCCCUGAAGCAAAUUUACCAGAAGCAAUUGAAUUUCGAAAAUUUUGGAACAAAAAAUCAGAAUUACGACGAUUUCAAGAUGGAACUAUUCGAGAAGCAGUAAUUUGGUCAAAAGGCAAAACAUUAUCAGGAAAAAGAAUAAUAUGUAAAAAAAUUAUAAGUUUUUUAUUAACAAAAAAAUUAGGUUUUCCUAAAAAUAAAUUUACAUACAUUGCUGAUCAAAUAGAGGAACUUAUAAAAUUGCAAAAGGUCAAAAUAACGCAUUUUGUUUAUGGAACGGGAGAAGAAGCAGCUCUAAAAGCAAUAAAUGUAUUUAAUCGUUUUGAAAAAGAUUUGAUGUCUCUUACAGACCUUCCCUUGUCAAUACAUGGGGUUCAAGGUUCUAGCGCGGUUUUUAGGUAUACAGAUGUUUUUCCACCACUUGCAACAGUUUAUCGGCCUACUAAACAAUUUAAAAAAAUUAAAAAUUGUUUAAUAUUGUCUAAAAAUGUAACAAUAGCACCUAGAUAUGUUAGUCCACUUGAAGUGAGUUUGCAAUUAUCAACUAGUGGAAAAUGGCCAGAUGAAUUGGAAGCUUUUAGAAAAACAAAAGCUGCUUUUCACAUACAAAUAGCAGAAUGUCUUAGAAAACAAUUUAUGUUAAAAACAAAUGCAAAUUUUUCGCAUAUCGAUGUAUAUAAGGACGGAUUUGUAUUUCGAUUAAGAAUAUCGCAUCAAAAAGAAAUUAGUUGCUUGAAACAAGUAACUGAAAAUGGAGUUAUACAAUAUAAAGAUAAUGAAGAAUCGAUAGAAUUAGAAAAUAAAUUAUUUGAAUUACCGAAGCUAACUAGUGCUCUGCAUGGAUUACAUAUUCAACAACCAUCCUUUGGAGCUGCUUGUUGUUUAACGAAACGUUGGUUAUCUGCUCAGCUAUUGGAUGAUUCUCAUAUACCAGAUAUAGUAGUUGAACUACUUGUAGCUUCAAUAUAUUUAAUACCUACUCCAUAUAGAUCUUCUCAAACACCUCAAGUAAGAUUUUUAAGAGUCUUAGAAAUGUUUGCUAGAGGUCAUUGGAAUACAGAUCCUAUUAUUGUAAAUUUCAAUGAUGAAAUGUCUAAAGAAGAUAUAAUAGCAGUGGAAACUCUUUUUGGAUCAUCUCGUAAUUCUUUACCACCAUUAUUUAUUUCUACUCCUUAUGAUCAACAAAGAUCAUUGUGGACUAAAAAAGCACCAUCUACUUUAGUCUUAAAUCGUAUUACAAUGCUAGCUAAACAAUCUAUAAAGUUAUAUGAAAUUCAAUUUUUUACAAAAGUUCUUUUAGAUUUUAAACCAUUAUUUAGACCACCACUUACAGAAUAUGAUUGUUUGAUAUAUUUAAAACCACAUAUGAUUCCUAGAAGACUACAAGCAGUUGAUAUCAAUGAUGCACAUCCUAUUAUUGAAUGGCAUCCAUAUAAACGACAUUCAGCUCAAAAGAUUCCAGUUGUAGGAUUUGAUCCUGUGCAGUAUUUUUUAAAAGAUCUUAGAAAUGGUUAUGAUGAAUUUGCCUUAUUUUUUCAUGAUACUUAUGGUGGUAAUGUAAUUGGAGUUUUAUUAAAACCUUCUGCAUUAGAAAUUAAGGAUUUUAAGAUAUCAAAUAUUAAUGGCCGAAAAUGUAAUAAUAAUAAUCAAUUAGUUUUAAAUAUUUCGGCAAUGAUUCAAGACUUUUAUGCUCUUGGAAAGGAUCUCGUAGAAGCUAUAGAUAUGCAAUCAAAAAAAUUUUCUUUAACUUAAUAUUUUUUGUUAAAAAAUUAAAAAAAAAAUAUGUUUCAUAGUAUAAGCAAAUUUAUAAUGUAAAUUUUAAAUCGUAACCUUUUUUAUGUAUAU